Messenger RNA from Caenorhabditis auriculariae, 2176 nucleotides. The record is from the annotation of a GenBank genome assembly. NCBI's taxonomy places the organism in Eukaryota, Metazoa, Nematoda, Chromadorea, Rhabditida, Rhabditidae.
AUGGUUUGCACUAAAUUUGUUGAAGACCUCGAAAAGCUUGAGAAUUCAGAAUGACCUCAUCUUCCAUUGAAGAAAUUAAUGUGAACCUUCUAAAAUAAAUUUGAAAAAAAUUAGACUUUUUUUCCCUAGAGCUCAUGUACACGUUCUGAAGCCAACCUGAGCAGAUUUUAGGGCUUUUUGUCGAUUAAGAAAAUAAAAAUCAAGGCCCCAUUUUUGUAGAGCUCAAAAACUGCGAAAAUCGUCAUUUUUCCCCCCUUUUAACGAUUUUUUUUCCACGAGAAGAAAAUGUUUUUCAGAAUGAAAAAUUUUCAAAAAGACAUGUUCUUCACAUUACAGCUUGUUUGAACCGAAUUGCUCCACUAGAAAAAAAAAUUUACAUUUUUACGCUAUUUUCGUCACUGUAACCGUAAGAAUGGGCGGAGCCUGUCGAAACUUGGUGUCAUAAGUUAAGAAGGUCGCAUAGUUAAGAACAUUGUAUCUAAAUUUCAGCUCGAAAAACAAAUUUGAAAAAUUAUUGUACCAACAUAUUUUUCGAAAAUCUCAGAGAACUUGUGUUAAAUCUCCCAAAUACGUGUAAGUUGAAUUGUUCAGACUUUGGCUCUUUUUCAAACUUUUUUUCUAUAUUUUUUUCGUCGAAAGGAGGAUUUUUGAAAAAAAUAAGUUUUUUUCCAAUAAAUUAGAGAGAUUUAAAAAUUUUUUUGGCUCAUGAGAAUCCUUCUAGCCAGACCGACUUUUGCCGUUCUGAACUUUUUUUCGAGUUUUUUUGAACCAGUGCAAAUGAUUUUGUAAUUUCUUGUUUAGUGAAUUUUAAAAAAAGUCAAAAUUUUCACUCUGAAGCAUAGCGAAAUUGUAGCUACUAGUUGACUUGGUCAGAUUUUCUGAUUACUACUUUUUUUCGCUUUUUCUCGUUCCAGUGGACAUUUUAACGAUAUCCAAAUUAUAAGUUACCCUAUAAAUUUCUCUAAUAAAAGAUUGAGAAUUUUAGGGGGUCAUCCGACGGAAAGUCAUUCAUCAUUCUUAUUAGGGCGAUCUUGAUCUGAUACCGAUUAUAUAUGUUUUAGAUUCACCCUUCUUUUGGUCUUUUUGGUCUUUUUGUGGUCCUCUUUUCCGUAAUUUUCUAGUUAUUUUUUAAGACUUGAAGCUUCUGGCUCAUUUUGAACUCUUCAAAAAAUUUGAAAUAUUAAAAACUUCCAAAAACUUCAGAAUUAAAUAGUUUUAGGUUGAAAAAAAUGUGCGAAUGAGCUUUUUUCGGCGUUUUUUUCGAUGGUUUUAUGUAAUUCUCAGCUCAAAUUUUUUUUUCUCUGGACUCUUAAAGUUUCCCUUUUCUUUCAGGUUGUCUUUUUAUUAAAAAAGUUUUUCACUUUAUUUUUUUGAUCUUUCCGAUUUUCGCUAAUUCAGAUGGAGCUGGAAAAAUCUUAAAUUAAAAAAAUUGCUUUUUUUAAAAUCAUGAAAGUCCUUCUAUUCAAAAAAAUCGACUAUUUUUGAAUAUUCAAAAUUCUAAUAUUCCUUUUCUGAUCAGGUGAAUAAUAAAAAAAAAUAGGCCAUUUUUUUAGACCGGGAGCUUGAAAUAUCUGAUCAAGUGAGAUCAUUUCGGAUAAAAAUUUUUUUGACAAAAUUUUUAAAUUUUUUUAUUACAAAUUCAAGUUUUUUUAUCAUAAUUUUUUUCGCAUCAGAGUAUUUAUAAUCUACAUAGAAAGACGGCUAUUUUUCAACAAUAUUACAAACUUUCCGAUUUCUUCAAAAAUUCGUUGUCGGAAAAUUUAGGUUACUUCUUCACAUCUGAAGCUUGCAAUAUUCACUCCAAUAAGAUCAAACUUAAGACAAAUUUUUUGAAGUUCCCAGUUGUCUUAUUUUCUUCAUUGGAAUUUGCUCGAUCAAAGAGAGGCUUCACGAAGCAUGACGGCUAUUUUUUCACUGAAUAUUCGCUUAGAACAAGCCUGGCGACUCAAGACAAGGCGAUCAUUUUUUGGCCAAGAAAUUGUUGCAAUUCCCACUCGGACAAGACGCCGGCAACAGUCCCGGCGCACGAGUCCGGCUCGAGCGGCGGGCAAAUAGACGGGAGAAAAAGUCCAGCAGCACCAAAAAGUGCGCGCGCGCGCGCGUGACGCGUCGCAAGUGGGUGGGCGAAGACGGAGGAAUUUGCUGGCAUCGGGCCAAAAGACACGUGAUUGGUUAG